Molecule: messenger RNA, 779 nt
Organism: Mucor mucedo
Lineage: Eukaryota; Fungi; Mucoromycota; Mucoromycetes; Mucorales; Mucoraceae
Exons: 4
Coding region: 83-550 (155 amino acids)
Cellular component (GO): nucleus
Molecular function (GO): polyubiquitin modification-dependent protein binding
Source: RefSeq, a predicted model, not a curated record
GCUUCUUCAAAAAGCAGAAAAAAUAAAAUACUUUAUUCACUCCCGUCCCCCUCUUUUUAAAUUUUGGCUGUUAGACGACAUUAUGGCAUAUUUAGUUAGAAUUAGUGGAACCGUCUUGUCUUCAUUGUUAUACGAAUGUGCCAAUGCAGAAGCUGACAUUGAAGGCUUUUUCCUGGGUUCGUUAUCUUUUCGAACCACAUUAGCCUCUGACGAUUCCACUGAUCUCGCUUUUGAAAAGAGAGAAGACUUCAUUCUGAUACAUGGAUUUCAAAUCUUGAGCGAAAAGCCCUAUGAUAGCCAAGGCAACAUGAUCAAACAAAUCAUCAAGUCACAACAAGCAGAUAUCUCGUCCUUGGUGGGCUAUUUCAAGUUUAGAAGACAAAGCGAGGCCUGUCUCUCAGUUAGAGAUCAGCUCUGGAUGCAAUCGUAUUCAAAAAAUAUCCCCCAUGGCUGUAUAGCCAUUCUUUCUUCCAAUUUAAAUACAAUCAGUGAUAAGUCCACACAGACUUACAGCUUUGCUUUUUGGGACAUGAAGAAUGCAGUCAAGUAAAAAGCACCUCCCCAAAAAUCUCGUCAAAAAUCACUCAAAACUAACUCUUUUUUUUUCUUGACGUAGUAAAAUUCCUAUUCAGAUCACUAAUAUGACUGAAAGCACACUUGACUACAAAAAUUUCAUGUCAAAUGCACCCUACAAACCAUUAGCGACAUCCAGCAACCAAAUAUUACCACAAACAAUAUCACCUCAAGAUAUUAUAGAUCAAUACGAUACAAUGUACGAG